AGCCAGCUGGCAGCCAUGAAUGAAUGGAUGAGGAAAGGCCCCUUAGAAUGGCGAGAUUACACGUACAAAGAAGUCAGAGUGACAGCCAGCGAGAAGGAGUAUAAAGGAUGGGUUUUAACCACAGACCCAGUUUCUGCCAAUAUUGUCCUUGUGAACUUCCUGGAAGAUGGCAGCAUGUCUGUGACUGGAAUUAUGGGCCAUGCUGUGCAGACCGUUGAAACUGUGAACGAAGGGGACCAUAGAGUGAGAGAGAAGCUGAUGAAUUUGUUCAUGUCUGGAGACUGCAAGGCCUACAACCCCGAGGAUCUGGAGAAGAGAAAGAACAGCCUGAAGAAAUGGCUCGAGAAGAACCACAUCCCCAUCACAGAACAGGGAGAUUCACGAAGGACUCUGUGUGUGGCUGGGGUUCUGACCAUAGACCCACCCUAUGGUCCAGAAAAUUGCAGCAGUUCUAAUGAGAUUAUUCUCUCCCGUGUUCAGGAUCUUAUUCAAGGACAUCUUGCAGCUUGCCAGUGAGAGGCCAAGAACUAUGGAUGCAUCGAUUGAAAUAACACUUCAUUUUUAUUUUUUCCUUCAUAAAAUGUUUUGAAUGUGAAAUCCAUCAUAUUACCAGACUUCAAAGGC
Messenger RNA from Odobenus rosmarus divergens (Pacific walrus), 624 nucleotides. It is a transcript of the gene GEMIN6, whose product is annotated as gem (nuclear organelle) associated protein 6. The coding region runs from base 16 to 516 and encodes 166 amino acids. The transcript is spliced from 2 exons. The record is from RefSeq and is a predicted model, not a curated record. Gene Ontology annotation, cellular component: SMN complex; nucleus. Gene Ontology annotation, biological process: spliceosomal complex assembly; spliceosomal snRNP assembly. NCBI's taxonomy places the organism in Eukaryota, Metazoa, Chordata, Mammalia, Carnivora, Odobenidae. Gene Ontology annotation, molecular function: RNA binding.